GGCCGGUUAUUCCCAGGUGCACCGGCUCAAUAAAUAGUAGACGGCUGAGGAUGGUGGCAAGCAAAAUCGAAGCAGAUCCCCUCGUUAACAGUCAGACAGAAGAGAGAGAGACAGAGGAUGGACAUGAAGCAGAUUCUCAUUUUUGGACUUCUUCUCGUACCUGUGUGGACGUGCAAGAUGAACCGGUGCCUCCAUGAGCACGAGCUGAGUGAGGCAGCAGAGAAGCAGUUGAGCCACUACCCGCAGCAUCCGGAGCUUUUACAAGCGAAAGAAUCUGGCUCACCUUACUCCUGCCCUGUGGAGAUGUUCCCGCAGCAGCUGCCUCAGCACAUCAACGCCAGAUCCCUGUCCCCCUGGAGAUACGUACUUGAAACGAAGGAGGAUCACUUUCCUUCUACCUACGCCAAGGCUCAGUGCCUGUGUUCAGGAUGUGUGCUGAUCCAGAACAAGAGACCCCCAGUGGAGAGCCCCGACUACAACUCCAUCCACAUAAUGCAGAGCAGGGUGUUUCUCAAGAAGGAGCCCUGUGGGGACGGAAAGAAAUACCGUUUGAGGCCAGUUAAUGUGAAUGUAGCUGUGGGUUGUACCUGCGCCACAGUCAAUUCCUCCUUCUAGAAGGGAUCCAUGCAGACCUGCUGUCACAUUGUCACACUACAGUUCAUGUUGUGUUUGUUUUAAAAUACACCAAGGUGUGAUAAGUGAGCAGACUGUUGUCUCAGAGGGAACAGGGUCCAGUCUGCUCUCUUAUAUACACGGACGACCCCCUGCGAUCAUUUAUGAGGCUUCAAAAGUCAAAAGUCACAUCCGCCUGUACCUAUAGGCCUAUUUAUUGUCAUAAUGGAUGACAUAAUUGAUACAUCUAUAAUGUGUUUUGUAGGUCUUUGUAGGCCAUAUGCUCUUUAUUCUGACUUGUUUACAGUUCUGCCUAGUGCAGCCAAUGUUAACAUAAUACACGAAAUAAUGUAUUUAUUUUCAUAUUGAUGGCUUUGUCAUCGGGAAAAAUAGCUAUUGUAUAGUUUUGUAAAUUAAUUAUUUAACUUCUAAUAAUAUUUAAAUAACUAUCUAUUUAUUGGGUUUGUUUGACAUGUGAAAUGUUUGAGCUUUUGAAAGCUGGUGAAUGCACAUCGAGUGGAUGUGGAAAACUUUGUAUUUAUUUAUGUUGGAUAUCUUGUAGAUUUUGUUCC
This is a messenger RNA of Cottoperca gobio, 1184 nucleotides long. It is a transcript of the gene il17c, whose product is annotated as interleukin 17c. Gene Ontology annotation, molecular function: cytokine activity. The coding region runs from base 118 to 615 and encodes 165 amino acids. The record is from RefSeq and is a predicted model, not a curated record. NCBI's taxonomy places the organism in Eukaryota, Metazoa, Chordata, Actinopteri, Perciformes, Bovichtidae. Gene Ontology annotation, biological process: inflammatory response. Gene Ontology annotation, cellular component: extracellular region. The transcript has 3 exons.